Cladophialophora immunda is the source of this 1207-nucleotide messenger RNA. RefSeq lists its product as hypothetical. The coding region runs from base 112 to 402 and encodes 96 amino acids. Gene Ontology annotation, biological process: cytoplasmic translation. NCBI's taxonomy places the organism in Eukaryota, Fungi, Ascomycota, Eurotiomycetes, Chaetothyriales, Herpotrichiellaceae. Gene Ontology annotation, cellular component: ribosome. Gene Ontology annotation, molecular function: structural constituent of ribosome; RNA binding. The transcript is spliced from 3 exons. The record is from RefSeq and is a predicted model, not a curated record.
GAAGGAGCACCGCACCCAAAUUUCCUCUCACAUCAACCGCUGCAUCACUUCCAAAGGCGCAGGAUAUUGAUCUCUUUGCGACCUCCGACUGCACCAAAGAGGAAUAAAGAAAUGGCACCAUCCGUGAAAGCUCGUGGUACCGCUCAGAAGGCCGCGAUGAAGGGCAAAGCUGGCGCGAAGGGUGGAAAGGUCACGAACAAGUACACGAUCAACUGCUCCCAGCCCGUGUCCGACAAGAUCUUCGACCUCUCCGCUUUCGAAAAGUUCCUGCACGAACGCAUCAAGGUCGAAGGCCGCACUGGCAACUUGGGCGACAAUGUUGCGAUCAGCCAAGUCGGCGACGGCAAGAUCGAGGUCAUCACCCACAUCCCUUUCUCCGGCCGCUAUUUGAAGUACCUGUAAGGAAAAGAAAAAACGAGUCUUGCCCAACACAAUCCACCCCGGCAUCUUCCCCUCUGUUCAUAUGAUCAUGCAGAACAAAGGAGUGCUCGACAAAUCCAUGGCCUCGAAGCAUGCGAUGCUGUGCGCUGAAGGGAAAUGGAUAUUGUGUGGUGCUCCUUGCACCCCUACAGACACCCAUGCAUUUGGAACGGUCAACGCUAACGAGAAUUGCGUGACGCUCAAUUAGGACCAAGAAAUUCCUCAAGAAGCAACAACUCCGGGAUUGGCUCCGCGUGGUCUCGACAUCCAAGGGCGUCUACGAGUUGCGUUUCUUCAACGUCGUUAACGACGAGGGUGAUGAGGAUGAGGAUUAAAUCAGAUGACCUGAUGCACAGCGAGCCGCACAAGGUAUCGUCAUGCUGUCAAAAUUCCCAACAUCUGAGGUGGAAGGAGUCAUGACAGGCCAGAGAGUGUAUGCAUCAUUGAUCGACACCUCAGACCAGGAGCAUGGGCGGUGAUGUCUCAAUAUGCCCCUGAAGUCGAAUCAGAAGGGCUCUGAUAUUGAGCCUGCACUUCUGCCUUGCCUCGCUCCCCGAGACGAUAAAGAGAGGUCAAUGGCUUCCAUUUGGGCGUCAUCAUGUCAAGCAUCGUCUCGGCAAGUCACCAAUGAUACUUCUCCUUGUUUCAUACAGUGAUAGAAAACUUCCCGCCAUAGCCCAAUGUCAGCAAAAUAGAAACUGCAAGCCCCGUUCCUUGUGCUUGGCCAGCGAUAGGUAUUAGCCAGUUCCUUUCCCCGGCUGUAUUCGCUGAUAGAGAUGAAUCUGAU